Messenger RNA from Amoebophrya sp. A120, 597 nucleotides. The record is from the annotation of a GenBank genome assembly. Lineage: Eukaryota; Dinophyceae; Syndiniales; Amoebophryaceae.
CGAGCACCGAGCAGUACCUACCUUGUCCUCGCCCUAUUAAUUUCUAGGGGCCGCGUUCUUCUGGGGACAAGCGCAGAACAGGAGAGCCUAUCUUUCUUCGCGAGAAAUAAGCAGGGACCACUACCUCUACCACACGACGAACGACGGCGACGACGACAAAGUCGAAGCCUAUGUCUGCCACCAGCUCUUGUAGCCCGUCCUCGCCGUCUCGCCCACGGGCGAGCACUUCGGCACCGGACGGGACGAUCGACGCGUCGUGGCCUAAUUCUUCCCAUGCAGUACCGCUCUCCUCGCACGAGGACAAUAAUUCCAGCAUGACAACAAGCCCUACCAGGGCCGCCGUCCAAUCAUUUGCUCGACGAUCUACCUCGCACCAAGAAGCUACAACAACCUCCGCGAUGAACAAGAUGCUGGCUAUUGAAAUCCUUCCCACUGCCGAGGCUGCGUUGGAGAAAGCGAACGGUGGCAAUGCGAGGUUUCAAUACUGGCGAGUGAUACUGCCGCUUGGAAUCACCUACAUGGCGGUUUCUAUGGUGGUCUAUUCCUUUACCUUCAUCGCCGCCGUCCCGUCCUUUGAAUGCCGAAAGAAGGUUUUCC